AUGGCUGCGCCCGCGGGACCCAGCGGGUCGUCAGCCUCUGAUGCGUCCGGGUUCGGAGGUCUCCCGUUCGCAGUGAGCGCCGGACCACCGGGGGACACCUCCGGUACCGAGCAGCAGCAGAGCGGGCAGGGGCCGAAGAAGCCGUGCCGGGCGUGUACGGACUUUAGGUCGUGGAUGAAGGUCCAGAAGAGACAGGCGACAGCUGCUGCCGCACAGGAGUCUGGCGCUGCAGAGUCAGAGCCACAGCCGGAGCCACAGUGUCCUCUGGACAGAGAAGAGCUGGGCAGGAACACGUGGUCCUUCCUCCACACCAUGGCCGCGUACUACCCCGAGCAGCCAUCCAGCACCCAGCAGCAGGACAUGGGGCAGUUUAUGAACCUCUUCUCCAAGUUCUUCCCCUGUGAGGAAUGUGCAGAAGACCUCAGAGGCAGAUUAAAGACCAACGGACCGGACACCAGCAGCCGCCGCGCUCUCUCCCAGUGGCUCUGUCGCCUCCACAACGACAUCAACAUCCGACUGGGCAAGCCUGCGUUCGACUGCUCCCGUGUGGAUGAGAGGUGGAAAGAUGGAUGGAAAGACGGUUCCUGCGACUGAGUCGUGGUGUCGAGAUGAGGGCUAAGAUGAACUGUUUGUGCAGAGGUGGAGCUCAUGUGUGUUGUAGACGAAGUGUGUUUUUACGUCCUGCUUUGUUGUUAGUUUCUAUCACUAAUCUGAUUAAUAAAUGAUCUGAUUAAUAAAUACGAAAUGAAAAUGGUACUGUAAAUGAUAUAAGGUUAAUAUAAUUUAAAAUCCUAUACAAAUGCAUGUACAGUAUAUGAAAUAGCAUAUCAAACGUGCUUACUUGUAAUGAUGAACCUCAUGUAAUUGUUAUUUGUGUGAUGUGGUGCUCUUUGACACAACCCCUCACUUUGUGAUAUUCCACCACCAGCUCCUUAGUUUUACCAGCUGGAGAUGAUUAAAGGGAAUUAUUUAAACUUCA
Messenger RNA from Betta splendens (Siamese fighting fish), 979 nucleotides. RefSeq names its product growth factor, augmenter of liver regeneration (ERV1 homolog, S. cerevisiae) (gene gfer). Gene Ontology annotation, cellular component: mitochondrion. NCBI's taxonomy places the organism in Eukaryota, Metazoa, Chordata, Actinopteri, Anabantiformes, Osphronemidae. The coding region runs from base 1 to 594 and encodes 197 amino acids. Gene Ontology annotation, molecular function: flavin adenine dinucleotide binding; flavin-dependent sulfhydryl oxidase activity. The record is from RefSeq and is a predicted model, not a curated record. The transcript has 3 exons. Gene Ontology annotation, biological process: liver development.